UAUAAUACCCUAAAAAUGGAAGUGUUAUAUCAUAAAACAGUAACCACAAAGAUCGCUUCUGUGGAAGCUUAAUAUUAUCUCAAUAGUUUUCCUUUCCAAGCAAGUUGCUUCUCUCCCAUAAAUUUCAGCUAGAGCUAGGAAAACUCAUGAGAUCCACUUAUGCAAAUUUUAAACUUGUCAUUUGAGCGGAGUCAUCAACUUCUAGUACGUUAAUAUAUGAUCCUAGUAAUUAAGUUCUGAGCAAAUUGAACUCAGAACUGAACAAGAUCACAAAGAAACCUAGAGGCAGUAAAAAUUAUGGCUAUGGAGGAGCCUCUGGUGGUUAACCUGGAGAAAGAAGAUGUGGUGGUGACAAGAAAAGUGUUUGUUGAAGAGUUGAAUGAGGCGAGUCGUAUAGCUAUGCCGAUGAUAGUUGUGACAGUAUCACAGUACCUUCUGCGUGUUUCACCAAUGAUAAUGUUGGGUCAUCUUGGUGAACUUUCACUUUCUAGUGCUUCUAUUGCUACUUCACUUUCCAAUGUUACCGGCUACAGUCUUCUUUUUGGAAUGUCUAGUGCACUGGAGACUCUAUGUGGGCAGGCCUAUGGAGCAGGACAAUACCGAAAACUUGGAACUUUUACUUAUAGUGCUAUUAUUUGUCUAUUUCUGGUAUGCAUACCAGUCUCUCUUCUAUGGAUCUUCACGGAUAAACUUCUUAUAUUGAUGGGCCAAGAUCAUUCAAUCGCAACUGAAGCUGGAAAAUACGCGAUUUGGCUCAUUCCAACACUAUUUCCAUAUGCUAUUCUUCAGCCGCUGGUUCGGUACCUUCAGGCACAGAGUUUAAUCCUACCAAUGCUUUUGAGUGCAGUGGUAUCUUUAUGCUUCCAAGUGACGGUUUGUUGGGCUUUUAUAUUCAAAUUGAAUUUAGGGAUUGCUGGAGCAGCGUUGUCAAUCGGUUUAUCCUAUUGGUUGAAUGUGAUCUUGCUUAUUCUUUAUGUGAAGUACUCAUCGGCUUGUGAAAAGACUCGAGCUUCAUUCUCUAGCGAUGUUUUCCUGACUAUGGGGGACUUCUUCCGCUUUGCAAUCCCAUCUGCUGUAAUGGUUUGCUUGGAAUGGUGGUCAUUUGAGCUAAUCAUUCUGCUCUCUGGUCUGUUGCCAAAUCCGAUGCUAGAGACGUCCGUUCUAUCCAUAUGCUUUACAACCACUUCAGUGCACUACCAUAUACCUUACUCUUUUGGUGCUGCAGCAAGUACUCGGGUUUCAAAUGAACUUGGAGCUGGGAGACCACAGGCGGCAAAAAUUGCUCUCGCUGCUGUGAUUGUUCUCUCUGUCACAGAGUUUGUUCUUGCAAGUAUUACUCUAUUUGCGCUCCGCCAUUCAUGGGGCUAUGCAUUUACUUAUGAGAAAGAAGUCGUCACUUAUGUUGCGGAAAUUACUCCUAUUCUUUGCAUAUCAAUCAUCAUGGACGGCGCUCAAGCAGUACUAUCAGGAGUUGCCAGAGGAAGUGGGUGGCAACAUAUUGGAGCCUAUGUGAACCUUGGAGCAUAUUAUUUGGUUGGAAUUCCGGCGGCUCUAUUACUUGGAUUUGUGUUGCAUCUAAAUGGCAAGGGUCUUUGGAGUGGAUUGGUGGCUGGAGCAACUGUGCAAUCUAUUUCACUCUCCCUUGUCACAGGCCUCACCAAUUGGGACAAACAGGCCAUUGAAGCAAGACACAGAAUUUUUAGUGAAAAGCGUCCUGGCAAAAAUCAGUUCAUUGAAUGACAGGACGUGCAAAUGCUACAAUAGAGUGUAAUAAAGCUUAAACUUCGUUGAUUUAGCAAGGAUCACCACUCAUCAUAGUACCCAAUUGGACAAUUUUGGAAGUGAUACGUCUCUCAGGUGUUAAUUUAUUUUUCUUUUUCCUGCUUUUAGAUAAACAGAUUUAUUAUUCCAUUCCGGGAGAGAUUUUCUGGAGUUAUAUUUUUCUGUUACUUGCGGAAUGAGGAGAAAUUUUUAAGUAGAAUAUUUCAAAUGUUGUUAGAUACAAUAUUCCUGUUUCCUUA
Lycium ferocissimum is the source of this 2021-nucleotide messenger RNA. Its product is annotated as protein DETOXIFICATION 14-like. Lineage: Eukaryota; Viridiplantae; Streptophyta; Magnoliopsida; Solanales; Solanaceae. Gene Ontology annotation, cellular component: membrane. The record is from RefSeq and is a predicted model, not a curated record. Gene Ontology annotation, biological process: xenobiotic detoxification by transmembrane export across the plasma membrane. The coding region runs from base 298 to 1740 and encodes 480 amino acids. Gene Ontology annotation, molecular function: xenobiotic transmembrane transporter activity; antiporter activity. The transcript has 7 exons.